Molecule: messenger RNA, 351 nt
Organism: Lathyrus sativus (Indian pea)
Lineage: Eukaryota; Viridiplantae; Streptophyta; Magnoliopsida; Fabales; Fabaceae
Source: the annotation of a GenBank genome assembly
AUGGUGGAGUCCGUUCAGAUUAAUGACUUGGAACUCACCUUAAAGCCUUUCUAUCGCAGAGCUUCUGAAGCCGAGGAACGCUUAUCUAGACUUGAAGCUGCCAUCAAUAGUAAAAAAGAUACUGGGAAUGAGGAACACUUGAAAAUUGUUAAUUAUCUUCAGUCAAAGUUAGAAACUGCAAACGCUGAGUUAGUUUCAGAAAAUCAAAAGGCUCAGGUGCUUGCUGCAGAAAACGAAAAACUUCAAUACCGUAUAGUUCAUCUUCUGCGGUCACUCAAGAAUGCUGAUCUGAAAUUAGAGCAAGUUAAAGCGCUGGAACAGCUGGAUAGCUUGAAAUUGCAAGAUUCUUAA